UCAAUGUAGUCAGAAUUCCAAUCCUAUUAACUUAUUAAAUAGACAUUCCAGAAAAAAGUAAUUUGUGGUUCAAUAAAAACGAAGUACUUAUUUGCAUUUCUUUGGAGUAAUGGCAGAUGAAUUACAGAAAUCCCACCUUUAUUUCGAUGAAAUUAAUAAGAUAAAAGUUGUUGAAAACACAGUUCUUAAAGAAACUGAAGAUUUGAAGGAAACUAGCAAAGAAUAUGAGACGAAGGUUCAAGACUUCGGGAAAAUAAUAACAUCUCUAUUGGAAAUGCUGAAAGAUUUGGGAGAGAACGUAGAAAAGCAAAAGAUGGCUGCCAUAGGUGCAACAAAUCUCUUAAAAUCUAUAGUAAAAGACAGGGAAAGUGAGCAAGCCAAACUACAAGCAGAAAUAAGCGACAAGUCUAUGGUAUUGGAACAAUUAGAUAGCGAAUAUGAUGCUCUUCAAAUAUUAGAAGCGACUCAAAUUGAAACUAUUGAUUACUUGACACAGUUAAGAUAGAAAAUUCAUGUUAUCAGUGUAUGUAUCUUCUUUACUACCAGUUAAGAUACUAUGGUAUCAUUAAAAAUCAUGUAAUAGUUAUUUAUGCAAUUUUUGUAUAUUAAGGGGUAUUAAAACACGAGUGUGGGUUUAUAUAAUAGAAUCACAAGAGUGAUUAAGUACCUAAUUAUCAACGAUUUCAUACAAGACUCUACUCCCAUAAUAUGAAACCUCUAAAAGAUUCUGAAAUAGUGAGCUUACUGUUAACAUUAAGUUAACAGUCAGCAACAGUCGGUCCUAGUAACCUAAUAUCGUACAUUACCGAGU
Pararge aegeria (speckled wood butterfly) is the source of this 811-nucleotide messenger RNA. RefSeq names its product intraflagellar transport protein 20 homolog. The transcript is spliced from 3 exons. NCBI's taxonomy places the organism in Eukaryota, Metazoa, Arthropoda, Insecta, Lepidoptera, Nymphalidae. Gene Ontology annotation, biological process: centrosome localization; protein localization to cilium; intraciliary transport. Bases 110 to 505 code for a protein of 131 amino acids. The record is from RefSeq and is a predicted model, not a curated record. Gene Ontology annotation, cellular component: centrosome; intraciliary transport particle B; cilium.